GCAUGCUGGCAACUGUCUAUGGUUGUAACAUUAUGCUAGCUACCGACUUUGUGACUUUUACUUUCUGUAAUGUCAUCGUUCUCGAAAUCGUGGAUAAGGAAGCCGAAAUGACUGUCAGAGUGAACUGACACCUCAACAUCAAGCUCGGCAGCUAAUCUUUUAAACGGAGACGGUGGGCUGCUCGAGAUAUUUUCCCCAGAGACCGCUACGACAGUCCAGGGUUGCCAAACAACAAGCAUCAUUCAGUGUCAGCCAGAGGUAGCAGCUGGAGCUCUCAAGUCGCCUCGACCCUGCUUCGCUGGAGCCUGUUAAUUCCUUCUUCAACACACUGGGGUAAAUUGAAUCAACAAUGCCUGCGGACCCCCUGCCUGAACGGCCAGUGUGCAUUGGUGAUUCGGUGUUAGACAUCUUGCAACCAAAGCACCUUACCAAAAACCCCUGACUGACAAGUGUCUGUGGACCUCACCCUACUUCUGGUUCCACUUCCUGGCCCCGCAGCUGUUGCUUUACACUUUCUCAUCUCCUCUUAGUUAGGGGCAGGAUGCCUUUUAGUGGUUAGAGAAACGUCUUCGGCUGUAUGGGUAUAAUGCAAGCAUAUGUCCUGCUGGAGUUUACUUGAGUGAGGCACUAAUUCCACACCAGCUCUCAGGAAUGCUUUGCAGUGGACUUGGACCUCUGAACUCUCUGUAGAUACGGACAGUGGGAAAGAGAAUCUCCCUGCAGGUAUCGAGUAAUUAUCACUUGAUUGGUAUAGCCACAGCCCCAAAAAAAAGACCUUCAGCCUCAGACUGAGCCUCUGCAGCUCCCCUCCGCUUCGCCACCGCAGUACCAUGCUGGGUGCACUCUUGCGGAGGAACAUGUCCCAGAAGCUGAGCGUGCUGCUACUGGUAUUCGGCCUGGCGUGGGGACUUAUGCUGCUGCGCUACACUGUGCAGCAGCCUCGCCAUCAGAGCAGCGCCGAGCUACGUGAGCAGAUCCUGGAGCUCAGCCGGCGAUACGUCAAGGUUCUGACGGAGGAGAACCAGAAUGCACCAGGUGGGCCGCAGGGAACAUCCAUGGCUGGUUAUGCUGAUCUGAAGAGGACUAUCGCUGUGCUACUGGACGACAUUCUGACGCGGCUGGUCAAACUGGAGGGGAAAAUCGAGUUGGCGGUCAAUGCCUCCUCCAGUAACACCUCCCACACAGCAGGGGGCGUUCUUGCCUCUGCUCCCGCUGCCCUACAGAAACCUUUAAAGCAGGAGUCCCCUGGCAGCCACCCAGAGACAUCCCGCCUUCACCCACACAUCCCUAAUAGGCCUCGGCCACAUCAAGGAGCAUAGUCUUGAAAGAUGUAUCGAUUCUUUUUUAUUUUUAGCACAUCAAACUUUUCCAGCAUUUAUCACUGAUGUCACAACAUCAGAGAAAUGAAAAGCAAUAGUGAGA
Molecule: messenger RNA, 1422 nt
Organism: Sander lucioperca (pikeperch)
Lineage: Eukaryota; Metazoa; Chordata; Actinopteri; Perciformes; Percidae
Gene: ccdc126
Product: coiled-coil domain containing 126
Exons: 3
Coding region: 831-1319 (162 amino acids)
Source: RefSeq, a predicted model, not a curated record